UGUGAUCAUUGUUAGUACUCCGCGCAUGAUAUUUCACAAAACGGAAAUAUAUGAAAAAGGGGAUUUGUAAUAGAAAACCCGGUUCGGUUGUGAAUUUGUUACCCCCGCCGCCACGCCCAACUCUAGGGUUCCCGCAGCCGCAUCGCCAUGGCUACGACGCGUAUCGCGAUCUUGAACGAGGACAGGUGCAAGCCGAAGAAGUGCCGGCAGGAGUGCAAGAAGAGCUGCCCCGUCGUCAAGACCGGGAAGCAUUGCAUAGAAGUUAAUCCGACGUCCAAGUCUGCCUUCAUCUCUGAAGAGCUGUGCAUUGGUUGUGGUAUUUGCGUUAAGAAAUGCCCGUUUGAUGCCAUCCAGAUCAUUAACCUCCCGAAAGAUUUGGACAAAGAUACUACUCAUCGCUAUGGGGCAAAUACCUUCAAAUUGCACAGGUUGCCGGUUCCAAGACCAGGCCAAGUUUUGGGCCUUAUCGGAGCCAAUGGAAUUGGAAAGUCAACAGCACUUAAGGUGUUACAAGGCAAGAUCAAGCCUAAUUUGGGAAGAUUCAAAAAUCCACCCGAUUGGCAGGAAAUCCUUACUUACUUUCGGGGGUCUGAACUUCAGAAUUACUUUACACGUAUGCUGGAGGACAACCUCAAGGCAAUUAUAAAGCGCCAAGACGUUGAACGCAUUCCGGAAAAAGUUCAAGGGAAUGUAGGGAAACUACUUGAGCGAUUAGACCAGAGGGGUAUGAUAGAUCAGUUAUGCAUUGACCUUGAGCUGAACCAACUACUAGACCGGAAUAUACAAGAUCUUUCUGGUGGUGAGCUGCAGAGAUUUGCAAUAGCAGGCAUUGCUGCACAAAGCGCAGAAAUUUACAUGUUUGAUGAACCAUCGGUUUAUCUCGAUGUUAAGCAGAGACUUAAGGCUGCACAAGUUAUUAGAUCCUUGCUUAGAACAAACAGUUAUGUCAUUGUUGUGGAACAUGACCUGAGUGUCUUAGAUUACAUGUCCGACUUUAUUUGCUGCUUAUAUGGGAAGCCAGGAGCUUAUGGUGUAGUUACGCUGCCAUUUUCGGUGCGAGAAGGUAUCAAUGUUUUCCUGGCUGGUUUUGUUCCAACAGAAAAUCUUCGGUUUCGAAAUGAAUCUCUUACAUUUAAGAUUGCGGAGGUCCAGGAAAAUGCUGAAGAGAUUGAGACAUACCAGCGGUACAAGUACCCUACCAUGACCAAAACAUACGAUAAUUUCAAGCUGACUGUCAUGGAAGGCGAAUUCACCGAUUCUCAGAUUGUUGUGAUGCUUGGUGAGAACGGAACAGGGAAAACUACAUUCAUCAAAAUGCUGGCUGGGCUGGAGAAGCCAGAUACUGUGGAAGGAACUGAUACUGAAAUUCCGAAAUUUUAUGUGUCCCACAAACCUCAGAAGCUUAAACCAAAAUUCCAGGGAACAGUCAGGCAAUUGCUUCAUCUGAAAAUACGGGAUUCGUAUACUUAUCCCCAGUUUACGUCUGAUGUCAUGAAACCACUACAAAUUGAGCAACUCAUGGACCAGGAAAUUAUAAAUUUAUCUGGUGGAGAACGCCAAAGAGUGGCAUUAUGUCUUUGCCUUGGAAAGCCUGCAGAUAUCUAUCUGAUCGAUGAACCAAGUGCAUCUCUUGAUUCAGAGCAGCGUAUUGUUGCCUCAAAAGUUAUCAAAAGAUUCAUACUUCAUGCAAAGAAAACUGCAUUUGUUGUUGAGCAUGAUUUCAUCAUGGCGACCUACUUAGCUGACAAGGUUGUCGUUUUCGAGGGACGGCCUUCUGUCGACUGUACUGCCAAUGCACCGCAGUCUUUGCAAUCUGGAAUGAAUAAAUUUUUAUCACAUCUUGACAUUACUUUUAGACGAGACCCGACCAACUAUAGGCCGCGGAUAAACAAGCUGGGGUCUACAAAAGACAGGGAGCAAAAGUCUGAAGGCUCCUACUACUACCUCUGAUACAGGCACCACGGUUGAUGUUUCAUUACCAUUACAACGCACUCUGCCUAGGGUGCUUGUUGUUGGAGGAGAAGAAACUGAACUGGAUUCGUCCAAGUGGGAGGAGAGGCACAUCGGCAAGGGACGGACGGCAGGACCCUUGCGAGCAGCAAAACAACACGGAGGACGUCGGAGCAGGAAGGAGAAAGGCCAACAUCACGAGCAGGAGAAACAUGGUAACCUCUCACAGAAUCCAGUGAAGAGAUGCAGGUCGGAUCAGAUCAAGGAGCCUGCGCCAGAAGAAGUAGUUCCAACCUUCAGAAGUCCUCCUGGAGUGUUCUGCUGGAAGGACUGCAGCUACAGUCAUCGCAGGAUGCUAUGAGAUCAAGCAAGGCAUUGAUGGCGCUGAAGCCUCGCCGAUCUGAGAACUGCCUGAGCUUUUCUCUGACGAAGAACAGCAGCUUAGGCUUUUACUGCUGAGACUGUUUUUCUUUCUGUAACAGGGUAGUUUGGUGCACCAGGUUUUUUGUCCCAUAGUUUGUAUUCUAGAUUGAAUACAAAGCAGUGGGUUUUCCUGGUGAGCCACGAAACCCGCACCAUCUUAUUUUCCUUUUUUCAUCUUUUCAGACCUACAUAUGUUUGCAUGCAACAUCUUGUGGGAUACUAUCAUUGCAAGGAAAUAUCUGAUGUUUAUCGA
Molecule: messenger RNA, 2626 nt
Organism: Brachypodium distachyon (stiff brome)
Lineage: Eukaryota; Viridiplantae; Streptophyta; Magnoliopsida; Poales; Poaceae
Product: ABC transporter E family member 2
Exons: 12
Coding region: 148-1950 (600 amino acids)
Biological process (GO): ribosomal subunit export from nucleus; translational initiation; translational termination
Molecular function (GO): ribosomal small subunit binding; iron ion binding; ATP binding
Source: RefSeq, a predicted model, not a curated record